Messenger RNA from Schistocerca nitens (vagrant locust), 1697 nucleotides. RefSeq lists its product as uncharacterized. Bases 79 to 1263 code for a protein of 394 amino acids. The transcript is spliced from 3 exons. The record is from RefSeq and is a predicted model, not a curated record. Gene Ontology annotation, cellular component: extracellular matrix. Lineage: Eukaryota; Metazoa; Arthropoda; Insecta; Orthoptera; Acrididae.
UCCACAGCCUCCAUACGGUGAACACCGGUCUCGAGACCCCUCCUGGAAUCCAGUGAUUUGAGUUCCAGCCGAACCAGCAUGUCGUUGUUGAAGCUGUUGGGAGUGUUUUGCCUGCUGUCGGCGCUGGCCCAUGAGCGCGUCCACGGAGGAUUGCUGGGCGGAGGUGGCGCCGGGGGCGGCGGCGGCGGCGGCGGCGGCUACCAGUACGGCGCGCCCGGGGGUGGAGCAGGAGGCUUCGGAGGACCCGGCGCCGGCGGCUUUGGGGGCCCUGGGGGCGGCGGCGCCUUCGGGGGCGGCGCUCCUGGGGGCGGUGCUCUCGGCGGCUACGGUGGUGGCGGAGCUGGUGGCUACGGAGGCGGCGGCUACGGAGGCGGCGGUUACGGAGGUGGAGCCGGUGGUGGAGACUUGGGACAACCAACACCGUACAACUUCCAGUACUCCGUGAACGACGCUUACACGGGAACGAGCUUCGGACGGCAGGAAGCUGGUGACGGAAGUGGAAGUGUACAGGGCCAGUACCAAGUCCAACUUCCCGACGGCCGCAAUCAGCUCGUACGUUACGCAGCCAGUGAUGCCACUGGUUUCAACGCAGACGUUCAGUACCAAGGAGAGCCUAGGUACCCAUCCGGCGGCGGCGCCGGUGGAUUCGGUGGUGGCGCCGGGAGGUACGGUGCCGGUGCCGGUGGUGUCGGUGGAUACGGUGGAGGAGCUGGCGGUCUCGGAGGAGCCGGAGGAUACGGUGGUGGAGCUGGAGGAUACGGUGGUGGAGCUGGUGGUCUCGGAGGAGCUGGAGGCUUUGGUGGCGGAGCUGGUGGUAUAGGAGGCGGAGCUGGAGGAUACGGAGGUGGAGCCGGUGGUCUCGGAGGAGGCAGAGGAUUUGGCGGUGGAGCUGGCGGUCUCGGUGGAGCUGGAGGCUACGGCGCUGGAGCUGGAGGUCUCGGAGGAGGAGCUGGAGGUUUCGGUGGAGCUGGCGGACUUGGAGGAGGCAGAGGUGGAGGUGCGGGCGGCGCCGGAGGCUACGGCGGUGCUGGAAGAUAUGGAGCAGGUGGCGCUGGAGGGUUCGGUGGAGGAGCUGGAGGGUUUGGAGGUGGAGCUGGAGGUCUAGGAGGUGGAGCCGGAGGUUUCGGCGGAGGAAGAGGACGUGGUGGAUACGGAGGAGCUGGAGGUGCAGGAGGGUUUGGCGGUGCCGGCGCUGGAGGAUUUGGUGGAGGAGCUGGUGGUGGUGGCCCAUCUGGCUCAUACCUGCCGCCAUUCAAGAGAUAAGCCGACCCUGCUGACAGAUGUAUAUCUUAUAGCUUUAAAUGGAAUGCAAUCCAUUACUAAUGGAAUGCAGAUGCCUAUUGCUUUCUGUAACUCAUUAUAAAGAUCUCUGCUUUAUUAGCAUUUUAAUGUAUAGUUAUGGUAUGUUAAUAAUCAAUGUUAUCUUCAGUGCUCUGUUUGUGCCGCUAUUCGAUGGUGGUGCUUAAAUUAUUGUCCUAGAUGUGUGAUUGUAAGUUCUGUGAGAAUGAAACUAGUUGGAGAGUGAGUUCAACCUAGUUCGGUUUUUCUUUGGUCAUCUAUAAUUAUCAGUAUUACUAUGAAUGAAUUGAAUGACCAUUGAAGAGUCAAAUAUAGUUUAAUGACUGAUUGAAGACCGUUCCCGAUUUCUGGAAAUUUGAUAAAAUGUCUAUGUAUUUAAUAACUGUGUGACUCCUGCC